GCCAACCUGACACCUUUUCCCAGCCGCCAUGUCAAAGCAACCUCGAUAUCCCACGAGCUCCUUGCCUCAUGCAGGCACAGUUCCAAAUAAGUUGCAAACUGGUGGAUGCAUAACAGUACAAGUAGGUAUCGUGAGAUUCUUGAUAUCCUGCUACUUGCAUUAUACCCCCAUCCCUACUGAAAGAGUCCUGCCUCGAAUCUUUAUCUUAUACAGACGAUCUUCCGUCUGUAGUGUCCGCAGAUCGAGCUUGAUGGAUCUCCUAAAGUCAGUUUUGAUACUCUCUAUCUCGAUAUUCUCCCUCCGCCUCCUCGUAAACCGUCAUCGUCGUGGGUUACAUCUACCUCCUGGGCCAAAGGGCUUGCCUAUUGUCGGAAACUUUGUUGAAGCACGAGCGGUUGCAAACAGCAACGAACCGCCAUGGGUCACGUUUUCAAAGUGGUCGCACCUCUACGGCGAUAUAUUCACCUUCCAGGUCUUUGGCUCCCGCACGGUUGUUCUGAACUCAUACAAAGCAAUCAUGGACCUUCUGGAGCGCAGAGCUCACAACUACUCUGACAGACCAUCGUCGCCCAUGCUCAAUGAAUUAGUGAGGUGGAAAUGGUUGUUUAGUCUUAUGCGAUAUUCUGAUUGGUGGAGAUUGCACCGGAGGACCUUUCACCAGUCCUUCCGGUCUCGAAUUGUACCAGAGUACUACGAGAUUCAGAAGCAGAGAACCUCCUUACUGAUCCAGAGGUUGGUCACGUCGCCAAAAGAUUUCUUCGGACAUGUCAGGGCGCAUUCUGGAGAAAUAAUCCUCGAAAUCGUGUACGGUUACCGUACCCAAGACAAGAUCGAUCCGUACAUUAAGCUGGUCGAUGUGGCGAUGGAGGGACUUAAUGCACCAGGUGUUCACGGAACAUUCAUGGUCGACUUUUUCCCCAUACUAAAACACGUACCUGCCUGGUUCCCGGGUGCAGGUUUCAAAACCAAAGCUGAAGUGUGGGCUCGAAAUACAGAUCGGGUACUCGACCUUCCAUGGGCACUCGCAAAAAAACUCAUGGACGAAGGAAGAGCCGUGCCCUGCUUCUGCACACGAAACUUGGAGAAGCUACCUCCUUCAGGUGACAAUUCGGUCAUGGACGAAGUCAUCAAGAACUGUGCUGCCAUAGCUUUGAUUGCCGCUGGGGAGACGACCGUGUCGGCUAUCCUGUCUUUCAUUUUAGCGAUGGUGUUAAACCCUCAAGUCCAAACGCGAGCGCAGAAAGAACUCGACGAACUCACUGGUUUCACUAGACUACCAGAGUUCGCUGAUCGUAAAAAUUUGCCAUAUAUCGACGCUGUCCUUUCAGAGACUCUACGAUGGAAUCCUGUUGUGCCGUUAGCUCUCCCUCAUCGAGCUGUGAAUGAUGAUAUAUAUGAAGGGUAUCUUAUACCUAAGGGAUCGACCAUAGUCCCCAAUGCUUGGGCUGUUUUGAGGGAUGAAUCUCUUUAUGGCCCCGACACACAAAACUUCAACCCAGAUCGGUUCUUGAAACAGGACGGAAAGAGUCUUCCGCCGAAUCCUGAGCUCCUUGCAUUCGGGUUCGGUAGAAGGGUCUGUCCUGGGCGAUAUCUCGCAAUCAACUCACUUUGGCUUACGAUGACCUAUCUCCUCACGAGUUAUACUAUAGCUAAAGAACUUGAUAGCGAAGGGAAAGAAAUCGAUCCAGUUGUUAAUUAUAAUACGCCUGGGAUAACUAGUCAUCCUCAUCCUUUUCCUUGUCGGUUCAUUCCGAGGUCGUCGGCCCCGUCGUUCAACUAACCAGUAACGUCUCGCGACCCCGAGAAAAUUUUGUGUGUUUCCCGGACCGCUCACCCAAGACUGACGGACUCUCAUGUCUACAGAGUAUCUCAUAUAAAUCUGGAACGCUUGUACUCGUGCGGUGGUAACACCUGAUUGUACUUCACGAACUUACUGCAAAUUGAAUGUACUCGCC
This is a messenger RNA of Marasmius oreades (fairy-ring Marasmius), 1955 nucleotides long. RefSeq lists its product as uncharacterized. Gene Ontology annotation, molecular function: heme binding; iron ion binding; oxidoreductase activity, acting on paired donors, with incorporation or reduction of molecular oxygen. Bases 29 to 1780 code for a protein of 583 amino acids. The record is from RefSeq and is a predicted model, not a curated record. The transcript is spliced from 14 exons. NCBI's taxonomy places the organism in Eukaryota, Fungi, Basidiomycota, Agaricomycetes, Agaricales, Marasmiaceae.